Messenger RNA from Phytophthora infestans T30-4, 415 nucleotides. RefSeq lists its product as uncharacterized. Lineage: Eukaryota; Oomycota; Peronosporomycetes; Peronosporales; Peronosporaceae. Gene Ontology annotation, molecular function: 2',3'-cyclic-nucleotide 3'-phosphodiesterase activity. The record is from RefSeq and is a predicted model, not a curated record. The transcript has 5 exons. The coding region runs from base 1 to 393 and encodes 130 amino acids. Gene Ontology annotation, biological process: cyclic nucleotide metabolic process.
AUGCUGAAGGGACUUUCGGCAGAGGAGGCGACAGCCAAGCUGUCGGAGCUCGCGAACUCGAUGCGGGUGCUGGAUGUUGAGAUUCAAACAGUGACUUUUAAGGAAGAGCUGUACUUCCAGUGCGUUUUCGGGCUGUUGAAGCUUACGAGUGAUCUUCUCCAGGCGCAUGGACGCGCAAAAGAGGUUUACGCUGUCGAGCGGAAGGAAGCGUUCAUGCCCCAUGUGAGUUUCAUCUAUGGCGAUUUAGCGAACGGGUUGCGUGCCAACUUGGCGAAAGAAUUACAGCCGAGUCUGGAUAGCCGGCGCCUUAAGAUGAAGAAGCUGCAGGUGUGGCGGACUCUCGGUCCUGCUGAGACGUGGGAGCUGGUGGCGGAGCAAUCGCUGAUAUCGUAAUGCGGCAAGUAUUGUUGAAAGA